This is a messenger RNA of Malurus melanocephalus (red-backed fairy wren), 1804 nucleotides long. RefSeq names its product ribosomal L1 domain containing 1 (gene RSL1D1). The transcript has 9 exons. NCBI's taxonomy places the organism in Eukaryota, Metazoa, Chordata, Aves, Passeriformes, Maluridae. The record is from RefSeq and is a predicted model, not a curated record. The coding region runs from base 41 to 1372 and encodes 443 amino acids.
UGGCGCAGGCGCGGAGGCCGCACGUGGCACCGGUGGGACCAUGGCGAGCGGGAAGGAGCGCAAGGAGCACCUGGACCGUGCCCAGGUGAAGAAGGCGGUGGAGGCACUCGUGGCUUUCGCCAGAAGGAAGGCCAGGAAAGCCGCGCUACUCCUCAGCGAGGGCGAGAGCGUCCAUCUYCUGGUGACGGUCUGGAAGGUCCCACGGGAGGCAAAAGUCAUCAGAAUACCACUGCCCCAUGGCAUUCGACCAGAUACAGCUGAGGUUUGCCUGUUCACAAAGGAUGAACCAAAUUUAUCAGCAGAACAGACUGAAAAUCUCUACAAGAAACGUUUAAUCCAGAAUGGGGUCAGAAGUAUUAGCCGGAUUAUCUCAUACAAAACGCUCAAAAAGGAGUAUAAAAUGUUUGAAGCAAAGCGGCGCCUCCUGAACAGUUUUGAUCUCUUUCUGUCUGAUGACCGAAUUAGAAGGCUCUUGCCCUCCCAUCUAGGAAAACAUUUCUAUGAAAAGAAAAAGGCACCUUUAUCUGUAAACCUGAAAGCCAAAAAUCUUGCUAAGGAAAUAGAAAAACAUAUCCAAGGGACAAUACUCCCAGUUAACAACAAAGGGUGCUGUUAUACAACGCGUAUAGGUCACACUGCGAUGAAAGUGGAUGAGAUUCUUGAGAAUAUCAUUGCAGCAGCAAAAGUGAUUGAUGACAAGUUACCUAAGAAAUGGAAAAAUGUAAAAAUUAUUCACCUCAAAACACUUAAAUCAGUUGCACUUCCAAUAUAUACUGCAAAUAUGUCCAGCCUGGAUGAGCUUGACAAACAGCCAUCUCUCAAGAAAAACAAAGUAAAGAAGGCAAAACGCAAGAAAGUGAAGAAGACAGGUAAAAAACAGAAUUCAAAUCCAGUCACUGUGACAAAAGAAAGUAAAGCUGCUGYUGGUACCCAGGAGCCUGUGGUAAAAGAAAAAGUAGAAAUAGUCCAAGAACCAGCUGAUCAAGAUGAUGAGGAAAUUCCACAACUGGUGCCCAUAGAAACAAUGAGCUCAGCUGACCUGAAGAAAAAGGAACCAAGUUCAGAAAAAGGUGACAACUUGGGCAAGAAAACACACCUCCGUAAGAGAAAGAAACAAUCUCUCGUGGACACUCCAAACUCAAWACCUGAGAUUACAGAAGAGUGUGCAGACUUGGAGAUGGCACCAAAAGAGAAAAAAGCCAAGCAGGUCAGAAAGCCAAAGGAAGCAAUGAAAGAAAAAGACACGAAAAAGACUCCAAAAAAACCUGAAGCAAAGUCUUUUGCAACACCUAAAGCUGGCAAGUCAAAACAGUCAGCCAGGAAACCACYGAAGCAGGCACCCAAAAAGGUGGGUGUGCCACAGUCAGCGUGAACGUUGUCUUCUGUAACACAUUUUAUAUCAUUAUUCAGUGGUGUAUUUUCAGUAAACAAAUUUAUUGAUGAAGUAAAAUACCUUCUAUAGAAAUCUGAUCCCAAGAACGUUUUUUUUCACCAAGAUCUGUUAUGAUUCAUUUGUUUCCAUCUAAUUUACAAGCUGGUACAAAUAACCUCACUGUCUUAAUGGCCUCAUCACCUUUUAUCUUGUCCUGGCCCAAACCAAAAAURCUUAAAUAUUUCUUGUGUCAAAGGGCAGAGAGGUCCUGUUCCAGGGAGAAGAGGCUGAGAAGUAUUUUUAUAAGUGAUGUCUUUCAGRAGUAAGAAGCAUGCAUGCCAUGGGCAGCAAUCUACAUGAGAUUUUAAAGGUGAAAUGGCUGCUACUAUUUUUUAAAGAAUUAUUCAAUAUAAUAAAGACAGGUUCMCAUCU